This is a messenger RNA of Iphiclides podalirius (scarce swallowtail), 462 nucleotides long. The record is from the annotation of a GenBank genome assembly. NCBI's taxonomy places the organism in Eukaryota, Metazoa, Arthropoda, Insecta, Lepidoptera, Papilionidae.
AUGGGUUCAUUAACGCUAAUACUGUCUGUUUGCGUUGUCUUCGUGGCAGUCUACAGGGCAGACGCUGCGAGCACAGGCUGCCCACUGGCAUCCAAGACUUACAGCUGCAGCCCCAAGUGCCAGCAGAACUAUGAUUGCAGCCACGGCAAGAUCUGCUGCCCCAACUCCUGCAACGCCAAGUCCUGCAUAGAUGCCGCUGCGUUUGGCAAUUCUGGCGGAAACGACAAAUACUCUCAGUCUGGCGGUCCCGGGGUAUAUUGCAACAACGUGAAAUGCAACGCCUUCGAGUGGACUGGACGUAUUUCUGACACCGUCACACCAUACAAGACAUACAAGAGGAACAGGAGCUCCUGUUCCUCGUGUAUGUCUGUUCUGUUCCUCCUAGCAGCUGCUAGGAGGAACAGCUGCGCGCUUUUCAUGAGGAACAAGCACGUAGACUGGAGGAAGAAGCGUAUAACGAGG